CUGUUGCGCCAAGAACCGAUUCCAGGUCGUGCCGACGCCUUUGCUCAGUCCCUUUUGGGCGUACAAGGUCGCUCUGAUCUGAGAGCUGCCAUUGUCCCGCACGUUGAGGGUGUCUUCGACUUUUCGGACAAGUGCGCCACGCCUUUUGGCCUUCUGUACGUUCGGAGGAGAGAGCAAUCCCGUCGCAUCUACCAUAUGAAGCACACCGAACCUGUGAGCAGCACAGAAGACGAUCGAUGGGUGCUGACAGACGACCCCCGCAAACUCGAACCCGGCCAGAAGAGGAACAUCCUUCUGUCUUUCCACCCUGACUACACCCACUUCUGUCAAGAGAACAACCCUACGGCUCGGGAAAUCGCGGCGACAAUUCCUGGCGUGUGGGUACGUCCGUAUCCUGGCGUCGAGAUUCAAGCCGCUGCGCGAACCGUCCAGUUCCAUAGUCGGCUUCGCAAGCUUGAUCAGUCGACUUUGGGUGCCCUCUCAUGCCAAUCAGCUACACCGAGUAUCAUCGUCCGGUGCAAUGCGAAGGACAUGUAUCACCCCGUCUCGUCUCUCCCGGUCCAGUGGAGUGCAACUGUGACAUCAACAGAGGAGCCUUGGGUCCCCGUGCCGGAACAUCACGUCAAAGAUGCUCUGGAACUGAUUUCAUUCGCAAUCAACAAGAUUCGCAGCGAAGAAAGCGAUACGUUUUCCGUUGAGAACGUCCAGCUCAUGACAGGCCAGCAGUGCGCUUCUUGCCCAGUCCAGAAGCCCAAGAUUCACCACGUCUGGGACGAAGAUGGAACGCUGUUCAAGAUCGAGGACGCAGAUGUGGCUGCUAGAAUUGUUCAAAGCGAGGACAGUCGCCAGCCCCCGUUCAAAGUCGACGCGUGGCUCCAAAAUUGCUUCAGAGGCCAGCCUGACUUCUCUCUGCUAAGCAUGCGGAUAUCGAUGAACCCAAUCUCGCUCAUUCAUCGUGCGCUCGGCUACAUUCCAAGAGACAACAACGACAUGUCCAACUUCGUCAGAUCCAAGGAUGGACUUGGUAACUUCAAGGUCCAAUUCACCUUCCAAGAUCCGAGUCUCAAGGAGCUUGCACCAUUCCAUGAGAGUCUGAUGUCUACGUCAAAUGAAGUUCUGACUACUGCUCAACAACCCCCCAGCUUUCGCGACAUGGGCAAAAGGCUGAGAGACGAUCAAGUAGCAGCCGUCAACUGGAUGUUACGGCGCGAGUCGGGCGACGAAGCAUUCAUCGAGAUGGAGUUUGACGAGAGCAUCCUUCCUUCCGUCAAUUUACGCAUUCACGGGAUUGCACAGGUGAAGAAUGAAGCUCGCGGGGGUGUUCUUGCUCACGAUGUUGGAUAUGGCAAGACUGUGGUGACACUGGCUCUCAUUGACCACACUUUGGCAAACGACCAAGCUAUGGCCGCAUCAUUUCAACAGCGUCGGCAGUGGCUUCAGGGAGAUCGUCUGAUCCACAUCAAGGCGACCUUGAUCAUCGUUCCGUCUCAGAUCGUAUCCCAGUGGGCCGCUGAAGCAGCCAGGUUCCUUGGACGUCGCCGCAAGGUCCUCAUUGUCCGCAAGUUUGCUGACGUUCAGCCUACGAAAAUGCGCGCCGCAGACAUCAUCAUAGUCAGCGGAUCUCUCAUCGCCAACGACAAGCGGCUUGAUACCCUAGCCGCCGCUGCGGAGCUUCCGGCGCUCGAAUACAAGAAGGCAGGAGCAAAGGGUCGACACUUUCUUGACUGGUAUUCCGAAGCCACAAGCACCUUGAGGAAAAGCGGUUUUGAUUUUGGCGCUCCCGAAAGCGCGAGCAACAAUGACCUCCAUGCGCGACUCAAGGCCGUCCGCCUUGAUGCCAGAAACUGGGCAAAGCAGGAAUCAUUCAACCAAGUUGGGCCCAGUAGCCGGAAGAGCCAAGAGACGGCCACAGAGCCCUUAUCCAAAGAAAAAACCAAGGGGAAAGGCAAAUUGGACGAAAAGGUUGUCAAAGUCCAUGACAGCGGGGUCAAUGUCCUUGAUCUCUUCAAGAAGGGGCAGUUGCUGGAGAUGUACUCGUACCAUCGUGUGGUCUACGAUGAGUUCUCUUAUGAGAACUUAAACGUCGCAGCUUUCCUUCAGUAUGUUAUCGCCUUCUCAAAAUGGGUACUCUCGGGAACGUCCCCAGUCGGCACUCUCGGGCAGCUCUGCGACACCGCUACAUUGUUGAACACUCAUGUGGCUCGCGCUGCUCCCACACCAGGCUACUUUCCAUAUAUCACGACUGGACCGAACCCACCCACAUUGGUUAAAAGCGAAGAUUUCUUGAGCUACCGCGACCCCAACUCUGCGCAACUUGCUCUUGAGCGCCACCAUCAAGGACAACGCUUUGUCGUGCAAUUCGUCAGGAAGAACCGGACAUGUCUAGACGAGAUUCCCACAAAAGUGAUCAUAGUUCUCGUCAAUCCGACUCGUCACGAACAGCUGAUAUACAUCGUCGUCCAGCAAUCUCUCCAAGAUGCCAAGUGGAAUGUGAAGGAGCUGCCCGGGUACCUUGAGCAAUUCGUUCAACGUCUCAAGGAACGCGAGAAGAAUGCGGGCAUUUUGGGAACACAGGUCAAGGGAGCUGGCAGAUCAUCCUUUUCGGAGGCCAUCGAUACAUUGCUGAUUCUCUCAUCUGCGUCUGCGUCCUGCAUCCGAGACCUGAUGGAGGAGGUAGGCUGGAUUCACCCAGACUAUCCUCUUACGGGGAGCAGGAUCCAUGAAGGACUGGUGAAGCAGUCCAUUGUGUACUUCAAGCGAUGUUCAACAAUCCUGUCAUCACAGUUCGAUCUGAUGAUGUAUCUGGCGAACGUCAUUGAUGCGGACAGGACGGAACGCACGCUGAGUCGCCAGGAGAAGGAAAACGACUACAAGGCCCACAUGCGAGACAUCAUCGCAAUGUUCGCGAGCCACGAUGGCAAAGCAUUUGGCGAUAUGGAGUGCAUGAACAUCGUCAAGAACUUCAUCCUUAACAAGCCUCACAUGGGUCUCGACGGAAACACACAUCAGGGCGACCUCUCCAACGUCUCAUGGGACUUUGCAAACUGGCAGAGACAGAAGGGUGGACCCGGAAGGUAUGACAGGUUCCACUGGUGGGCGGUAAACCCGGAAAAGGACUCCAUCGACGCCGAAGAGUUGAAGGACCUGUCGCAUCAUCUUGGUGAUGAAGAUGAUGAUGUUUCCAAUUCCAACACAGACGAUCUCACCCGCAAGCUAGGCAAGCUGCGCAUGACCCAAGAAGCCGACAACUUCAAGCUCAUGGCCGACGCCAUUGGCCUGAAGGGAUCUUUGAGAGAAGAAGAAAUGUCAGCCCGUAUCGAGAGAUAUGUGGCUGGCAGAGCCAGCAAACACGACUUCGAAUUCGGUGUCCAGCUUCCAUCCCGGCUCCCAGCUAAGGGUACCCUCGAGAGCGCUCGUGGCAAGGAUCUUGAUGCCACUCUCAACUACUUCAUCAUGAUCAUUCAAAGCAUUCAGGCUGGCAUCAAGGUUACGCUGGAGGCUUACAGAAGGUUCCGAUUCGCUUCCAAAGCCUCCAACAUGAUGGCAGGAAACUCCGCUGGCUUGCAGUGCUGGGCAAAGCUGUGCGACAAGUGUCACGUAUCCGCCCCAGGCCUCGUGUAUCUUUCAGCCGCCUGUGGCCAUACGCUCUGUGAGUCUUGCCAUGCAGAUUACAGCUCAUCCGAGGUCCUUUUAUGCCCUGCUCGACCCAGCUGUGCUUGCGUGUCCCGCGGCACUUUCAUCUCUGCUGCUAGGAUCAUUCCUCCCAGCGUCAAAUCUACAUUGGCGGAGCUUUCGAAGGAGCCUAGUGAGAAGAUUUGGGAAAUCCACUGCAGCAUCACGGAAGCUGCUCUUCAGCGAGGGGAGAAAGUCCUGGUGUUUGCGACUUACAAGUCCAUUAAGAACGACAUGGCCAAGUUCUUCAAAGAGAGGAACGAAUACGGUGUCUACAUGACAGAUGGCAGCAGCCAAGACUCCAAGACCAUCGAGAACUUCAAAUCUCACCAAGGAACUGCGGUGUUGAUCCAAAGCCUCAUGUCUUCGGAAUCAGCUGGGACGAACCUGACUGAGGCGAACCACAUCAUGUUCGCGGGUGCUCUGUCCACCGACAAGGACAACUACGAGAUGUAUGUUCGUCAAGCCAAGGGAAGAGCUAUUCGACAGGGCCAGACCAAGCCUGUGUACGUCUACCACUUCAUCACCAGGGAGACGAUAGAGUUCGACAUCAUCAACAGGAAGCACGGGGAAAAGAUCUGCAACGCCGGCGCGGAUGAUCGUGUUCACCUCCCGCUUCCUGCGCAGAUGACUCCUCACGACAACUACCCUUCGGCUUUCCGUCCUGCCUUGGAUCGCACCGUGUCUUAUAGGCUUCUCGGUUCUGUCGAGUUUGACGAGUUUGAUUAUUAG
This is a messenger RNA of Colletotrichum karsti, 4404 nucleotides long. RefSeq names its product DNA repair protein rad8. The transcript has a single exon. The record is from RefSeq and is a predicted model, not a curated record. NCBI's taxonomy places the organism in Eukaryota, Fungi, Ascomycota, Sordariomycetes, Glomerellales, Glomerellaceae. Gene Ontology annotation, molecular function: ATP-dependent chromatin remodeler activity; ATP binding.